This is a messenger RNA of Plasmodium fragile, 1062 nucleotides long. RefSeq lists its product as uncharacterized. Bases 1 to 1062 code for a protein of 353 amino acids. The record is from RefSeq and is a predicted model, not a curated record. NCBI's taxonomy places the organism in Eukaryota, Apicomplexa, Aconoidasida, Haemosporida, Plasmodiidae. The transcript has a single exon.
AUGGCGCAACGCCAGGGAAGCAUUUGGCGCCUUUGCAAUUGCGCCCAGCUGAAGUACCGCUUGACCCAGUUUCCAGCCCCAAAAGAAAAAAAAAAACUUUUCUUCUUUUUCCCCUCGGGUAUACACACGAAUAGGGAAAGUUCCCAAGUUGUGUUAAAAGAGGAAAAAAAAAAAAAAAAAAAAGAGGAUUGCUCGGUGACCUUCGUGGAGAGUGACAACAACGGCAAUAAUGACAACAACCGGGAGGGCCUUCUGCAGGCGCAGGGAAAACCCAUCGACCGGCUACACGCCGACCAGCUACACAUCGACCGGGAAACCUUCUGCCCAUAUUUGACCAAAAGGAGAACUGCCCUCAAGUUCAUUUCUUACCACAUAAAGGAGUACCAACAGGGCAUGCUUUACAAAAAGAGUGAUGGGAGUGAAAAGGCCUUUUUAUAUUCAACAAAAAUUAAAAAGUGCCAUUACAGCGAUAGGAUAAGUACUAAUUUAUUUGUAAGUUGUUUUUCCCCUGGGGACCAUGGGGAAAUAAUUUGCAGGAAAAGUCUUUUUGAAAUUCUGUUUAGGAAGUUUAGCCUCCUUUACCUUUUCACCGACACGAGCCAUGUCCACGAGGUGAAGAAAUAUUUGGCCGAUUUUGCGCGCCAAAAGGGGGAAGAUGGAAAACACGCAUCGCACACACAGAACAUUCAACAAAUAAACAUGAAUGAGGAAGGAAAUUUUGUAAAACUGAGGGACUGGCAGGAACCAAUCCACCUGUACUACUGCUACGUGUCGCCAUACAGGUACCUCCUCUCAAGUUACUUUAGCAAAAGAAUAGCACAGGAUUUAAAAGCCAAUUAUUUUAAAGGGAAUAAUUUUUUUUUUAUAAAUGAUAGAUUAAGUGUGGAUGUUGAAAACACGCUGCUGCUACCUGGGAGUAGAACUGUUGGUUCGUUCACCCCCAACGAUACGUUGCCUUCGUUACUUCUGGUGGAUGACUGCUGCUACGUGAGGUAUCACAUAAAGGGGUUGUUCACGAGGGAGGCUUCACACUACCUCUUCAACGUCAUGAAGGGCAUUUAG